This is a messenger RNA of Cyphellophora europaea CBS 101466, 1662 nucleotides long. RefSeq lists its product as uncharacterized. The transcript has a single exon. Lineage: Eukaryota; Fungi; Ascomycota; Eurotiomycetes; Chaetothyriales; Cyphellophoraceae. The record is from RefSeq and is a predicted model, not a curated record. Bases 1 to 1662 code for a protein of 553 amino acids.
AUGAAUUGGCGGACGCAUUCAUCACCUCCCUCGUUCUUGAGCGACGAGAGGUGCCAGAUCGUUGACUUCGACGGCGGCGUACAUGUGACUAUCACGGCAUCUGGCCCCGAAGAUCGACUCCGGGAUGCUGCUAAGGAUGCCGACCACCUACGGCCGCCCAUGGGCUCGUCGGUUUCGACCUCGACCGGGAGCACGACUCCGACCGUGACAGACGCCGACAGGAUCUACAAUGAAAAGCAAACCGAUAUUUCUGCUCUAGAUAUCCACGCCACCCACCAAAGCAAGAACUCGCGCAGCUGGCAUCACGUUCUCCUUCACCCGUUUUCAUCAUCAUUGCAUCCCAGGAAGAACCAACCCUCCAACCACAACAUUACCGGCACUGCGCGCAAACGAAAGCUUGCCGGAGCAGAGACCUUUCUCCACGCCACUCCAACCGCCAGCCCGCCAAAGCGCAGCUUCCGCAUCCUCCGCGGCACUACGUGGGUCGACCCCUCCGACGCAAACCCUCCUGCCUUCACACCAGAAGGCAAGCUCCCGAUGAUGGAGAAGAGCUAUAAACAAUGGCUGCACCAGCACCACCUACAAGGCGCGCUGACUGACGAGACGGCUCAGAACCGUAAGCACAAGGACAGCGAGUCUCACUGCGCAGUCUGCGCGGCGUACCCGGAGCUGCAGCAGUGCUGGCGCGACACACCGUCAUCAUCGUCAUCGCCGGCACCCACGCCAGCGGAAUCGAGACCACACUGGACAGCGGCCUUCCGCGCCAUCAAGCGCUUCUACCCCAACCGCAAAACCUCACCACGCACUCCCCAACCCACCUUCCGCGUCUGGCACUGGUACGGCGACGACAUCUCCACCAACCGCGGCCGCUGGGUCGACUGCGGGCCCUCAGUCCUCAUCACAGAAGGCCCACUAGACGCAGAAGAAGCCCGGUACCGCCGGCAAAUCGAGGCGAGCUGGCGCAGCGACUGCCAACGGAGACGCCAAAGUCGCGGCCCCUUUUGUGGUGGGCCGGUGCCGCUCUGGGUACCCGCCGUGUUCGUUGCGAGUCUGCCUGUGCUGGUACCGGUUGCGGUUGGGAUGGUGGUGUAUGAUAAGGUGGUAGAAGCUGGGGGGCGGUGGUGCCGCUUGGGGAGGCAGAGGUGGGGAAAGGUGAAGGAAUGCUGGCUGCUGAGACAGCGACGGACACGGAGUCGGAAACGCAAAGCCAUGCCGAGCUUCCGCGUCUGGUCUAGGUCAGUGUUCGAGUGGCGCGACGGCGCACUCAGGCUCGGACGGGGAGGGUGGGUGGACUGUGGGCCUUCGGUGGUGCUGCUCUCGGACACCACCCUAGAGGAGUACUCAGAAAGAGCGGCGGCGGCAGCAGCAGCAGCAGAAGUAGAAGCACCAAACGAAGCAGACGCGGCAUGGCGCCGGUUGCAAUGGGGGCGUAGCUGGAGUGAGAGCCCGAACCCGCACUUGGCGCCGUCGGAGGGUGGGCCGGUGAUCAGGUGGGAGCCGGUGGUGUUUGUGGUGCAGGAACUCUCGUGCGCGUUGGGGCCAGCGGUUGGAUCUGUGUAUACGCGUGGAGAGCAUGUGCAUGUGGGAGAGUGCUAUGUGGAUGAGCUCAGCAGGGAUGGGUUGUGCGGUGAUGGGAAAGAGAAAAGCUGUGGAUUCGAGUGA